This is a messenger RNA of Mesoplodon densirostris (Blainville's beaked whale), 1678 nucleotides long. It is a transcript of the gene EFNA3, whose product is annotated as ephrin A3. Gene Ontology annotation, biological process: ephrin receptor signaling pathway; axon guidance. Gene Ontology annotation, cellular component: plasma membrane. Bases 1 to 717 code for a protein of 238 amino acids. Gene Ontology annotation, molecular function: ephrin receptor binding. The record is from RefSeq and is a predicted model, not a curated record. The transcript is spliced from 5 exons. NCBI's taxonomy places the organism in Eukaryota, Metazoa, Chordata, Mammalia, Artiodactyla, Ziphiidae.
AUGGCGGCGGCUCCUCUGCUGCUGCUGCUGCUGCUUGUGCCCGUGCCGCUGCUGCCGCUGCUGGCCCAAGGGCCCGGGGGGGCGCUGGGAAACCGGCAUGCGGUGUACUGGAACAGCUCCAACCAGCACCUGCGGCGAGAGGGCUACACGGUGCAGGUGAAUGUGAACGAUUAUCUGGAUAUUUACUGCCCGCACUACAACAGCUCAGGGGUGGGCCCGGGGGCGGGGCCAGGGCCCGGAGGCGGGGCGGAGCAGUACGUGCUGUAUAUGGUGAGCUGGGCAGGCUACCGCACCUGCAACGCCAGCCAAGGCUUCAAGCGCUGGGAGUGCAACCGACCGCACGCUCCCCACAGCCCCAUCAAGUUCUCGGAGAAGUUCCAGCGCUACAGCGCCUUCUCUCUGGGCUACGAGUUCCACGCGGGCCACGAGUACUACUACAUCUCCACGCCCACCCACAAUCUGCACUGGAAGUGUUUGAGGAUGAAGGUGUUCGUCUGCUGCGCCUCCACAUCGCACUCCGGGGAGAAGCCGGUCCCCACUCUCCCCCAGUUCACCAUGGGCCCCAAUGUGAAGAUCAACGUGCUGGAAGACUUUGAGGGACAGAACCCCCAGGUGCCCAAGCUUGAGAAGAGCAUCAGCGGGACCAGCCCCAAGCGGGAACACCUGCCCCUGGCGGUGGGCAUCGCCUUCUUCCUUAUGACACUCUUGGCCUCCUAGCUCUGCCCCCUCCCUUGGCGGGGAGAGAUGGAUUGGGACUGGGACGGAGCAGGGAGCCUUUGGCCUCUCCAAAGGAAGCCUAGCCUUGGGGCCUAGACCCCUCCUCCGAUGACUGGAAGUGGGGUCUGCACCAUACAUCUGUGCCCACCCCUUCUGCCCCCUCCCCACCAAGUAGGGCACUGUAGUGGACCAGGCGCAGGGACAGCCAAGGGUUCCUAGUGGCCUUGUGGCUCUGGUAAUGUUUGGUACCAAACCCGGGGUGCCAUAAGGGGCAGUGCUCAGGACUCCCUGCCCCCUGGUACCUUUCUCUGACCCCUGAUGCCCUCCUCCCUUGUCCCCCCCGAGAGAGGCAAAUGUGCCCCAGAGAGAGCAAAUCGAAGUGUGGGAGACACCCCCAAUCACUCUCUUCCAGGGGCAGAACAUGGGGAGGGGACUGGAUGGGCGAGGGGGUGGCACCGCCUGCUGCCCCCUUCCCCUGUUUACAGCAAUAAGCACGUCCUCCUCCCCCUACUCCCACUCCCAGGACUGUGGUUUGGAUUGAAUCCAAGUUUACAAGUAGACACCCCUGGGGGGGCCGGCAGUGGACAAGGGUGACAAGGGGUGGGCAUUGUGGUGCCAGGCAGGCAUGUACAGACUAUAUAUAUAUAAUGUACAGAUGGACAGAGUCCCUCCCCCUCCUUAACCCCCUGACCUUCCUUGACAUCCCCUUCCAGCUUCAGACCCCUUCCCCACCAGGCUAGGCCCCGCACUGGGGGACCACCUGGCCCCUCUUUUGUCUUCUGUGAAGACAGGACCUAUGCAACGCACAGACACUUUUGGAGACCGUGAGACAACAACGCCCCCUCCCCUCCAGCCCUGAGCGGGGGACCCAGCUCCCAGGACCUUGCCCUGCCCAUCCUCUGUGGUCCCCACCCAUUCUCCUGGGCCUUUUUCAAGUGCUUUGGCUGUGACUUUCAUACUC